Raphanus sativus (radish) is the source of this 972-nucleotide messenger RNA. RefSeq names its product PRA1 family protein B3. The coding region runs from base 6 to 770 and encodes 254 amino acids. Gene Ontology annotation, biological process: vesicle-mediated transport. The record is from RefSeq and is a predicted model, not a curated record. Lineage: Eukaryota; Viridiplantae; Streptophyta; Magnoliopsida; Brassicales; Brassicaceae. The transcript has a single exon. Gene Ontology annotation, cellular component: Golgi apparatus; endoplasmic reticulum.
UUAACAUGACGUUAAACGGAGGGUUGUUUGUUUUAGAGAGAGAUCGAAUCACAAUACGCGUCUCUGUUUCCCACACGCGCCUUCUUCGUUCCCGAUUCUCCUCCACGCGCAUCCGUGCGAUGGCUAAUCCGCCAACGUUACCGAUCUCAGACCAUUCCGGCGGUUCCCAACCUCAGCAACCCGCCGUAUCCACACCGUUGUUCCGCACCUUCCUCUCUCGCCUCUCCGCGUCGAUCCGCCAGAGCCUAUCGCAGCGGCGCCCGUGGCUGGAGCUCGUAGAUCGGAGCGCGAUUUCGCGGCCGGACUCUCUCGCCGACGCCUAUUCCCGGAUCAGGAGGAACAUCCCUUACUUCAAGGUGAACUACGUGACGAUCGUCUCCCUCGUGCUCGCUCUCUCGCUCCUCUCCCAUCCCUUAUCUCUCCUCGUCCUCCUCUGCCUCUUCGGCGCGUGGAUCUUCCUCUACCUCUUCCGCCAGUCCGAUCAGCCUCUCUCCGUCCUCGGACGUACCUUCUCGGAUCGCGAGACGCUCGCCGUUUUGGUCGUCUUGACGAUCGUCGUCGUGUUCUUGACCAGCGUCGGGUCUCUGUUGACCACCGCUCUGAUGAUCGGUUUCGGAAUCGUGUGUUUGCACGGAGCAUUCAGGGUCCCGGAGGAUCUUUUCUUGGACGAGCAGGAACCUGCAAACGUCGGAUUGUUGUCGUUCCUCAGCGGAGCCGCUACAUCCGCCGCAGUCGCCGCCGCUUCAGCUCCUGUGUCAUCUCGUGUUUGAUUUGGCAAAAUACACAAAACCAGUUUCUUCUUCGUUAACAAAACUGAUACAUUUUUUUUUUCUAUGAUCGUUUUUAUAUUUUUGUUUCUCUAAAAAAAAUCAAUAGAGGGGAAUGUAGUUUUUGAUAUUCUUGGUUUUUGACCUCCAUUGUUGAACAUGAUUCCGAGUAUGUAAUUCAUCUAACAGUUCCCGCAUUACCAUU